Messenger RNA from Penicillium roqueforti, 1386 nucleotides. Its product is annotated as tRNA dimethylallyltransferase. Gene Ontology annotation, molecular function: tRNA dimethylallyltransferase activity; ATP binding. Gene Ontology annotation, biological process: tRNA modification. The transcript is spliced from 2 exons. Lineage: Eukaryota; Fungi; Ascomycota; Eurotiomycetes; Eurotiales; Aspergillaceae. Bases 1 to 1386 code for a protein of 461 amino acids. The record is from RefSeq and is a predicted model, not a curated record. Gene Ontology annotation, cellular component: mitochondrion.
AUGAAUCCGCUGAUAGCUGUCGUGGGCGCCACAGGCACAGGCAAGUCAAAGCUUGCAGUGGACUUGGCCUCUCGAUUCAAUGGUGAAAUCAUCAAUGGCGACGCAAUGCAGAUGUACCGCGGUUUGCCGAUCAUAACGAACCAGAUCCCGAUAGAGGAACGGAACGGUAUCCCUCAUCACCUCCUCAGUUGUAUCGACUUAGACGCGGAAGCAUGGCGCAUAGGACUGUUCAAACGAGAAGCCCUGAGAGUCAUUGAAGACAUCCACGCCCGUGGCAAGGUCCCCAUUCUUGUUGGUGGCACCCACUAUUAUACCCAAGCAGUGCUGUUCAAAGAACAGCUUGUGGGCGAGGGGGUGGACGACGAAGGCGAGCGGGAACAGCUCAUGGAGUUUAGCACAACCUCGAAUAAAUGGCCGAUUCUGGAUUCGUCGCCUGAAGUUGUCUUGGAGAAGCUGCGCGAGGUGGAUCCCGUUAUGGCUGCGCGAUGGCACCCGAGAGAUGCACGGAAAAUCCGGCGGUCAUUAGAAAUCUAUUUUCAGACAGGGCGGCGAGCAUCGGAGAUUUAUAAAGAGCAAUUCUCUCAAAAGAGAAAGGCGAUAGACCAGGAGGAAGGGCUGCUACGGUUCGAGAAUACAUUGGUAUUUUGGGUCCAUGCCGAGAAGGAGGUCCUCAACGCACGCCUGGAUGCGCGCGUCGAUGACAUGGUCAAGCAGGGCUUGAUGACCGAGGCGGAGAAGAUGUCGAACUACUUGCAGGAGAAAGCCUCGCAGGGAAUUGAAGUUGACCAAACACGGGGAGUCUGGGUGUCCAUUGGAUUCAAGGAAUUGGCGCCAUACUUCAAGGCUAUCCGGGACGGGGAAGCAAGCGAGAAAGAAAUCGAAGAUCUCAAACGAAACUCUCUUGAAUUAAUUCGGAUCGCCACACGACAGUACGGAACAUCGCAGGUCAAAUGGAUCCGCAAUAAACUCUGGCAAGCACUCACAGAAGUCGGAGAGACACGUCGUCUUUAUCUCCUAGACAGUUCCAAUGUCAGCGACUGGAGCAAGUGCAUCACUGAGCCGUCCGAAGAGAUUAUGCAACUGAUGCAGCAAAAUAAGCUGACCCCCGAUCCCAAAUCGCUUUCUCAGUUAGCAACGGCGGAGUUCAGCGCGAAGGAAGCCCAGGAAAAGCGUGUGCAGGCAGACCCUAUCGGGAAGUGCUACACCUGUGACGUCUGCCAGAAGACAAUGGCAUCCGAGGACCAGUGGCAUAUUCAUUUAAAUAGUCAUCAGCAUAAAAGGGGACUCAAGUCUGCGAGGAAGAGGGCACAGCGAGAUGAAUAUUUCCGAAAGAAGGAAUUGGAAGCUCAGGGGAUUCAGGCCCCUGAAACCGAACCUGGGUCAUGA